Molecule: messenger RNA, 4308 nt
Organism: Zootermopsis nevadensis
Lineage: Eukaryota; Metazoa; Arthropoda; Insecta; Blattodea; Termopsidae
Source: RefSeq, a predicted model, not a curated record
CUGCGCUUGCGCAUAAGUCGUGUUGGUCAGUCCUCGAUGUGAAGACGGGUGUCUUCUGAAAUAAUGCGCCGUGUAGUCUCGCAUUGCUUUCAUCGUAAGGGCAAUGUUGGAGUCCGCUGAAACGUCGGUCGGUAACUAUCAGAGUGCACGGCGCAACAUCCCGGAAGACAUCCAUUUUCUUAAUCGCCGCCGUCGGUUUGAGCCAGGCUUGUGCACACACGCGGCACGGAUUCUGCGUGAACGAUUACAAACAUGGCGACAGUGCAGAACUUGGACUUUAUAUCCGGCGUUUUUGACGUCGCUGUGAAAGACGAGUUCUUCCCACAACUUUCUAUAUUUUUUUCAGGUCCUCGUUUUAAUUGCAGAGAAUCCAUUGAAUGCUUUCGAGAUAUUGUUUUCGUCUUUGCUUACAAGUUCUGUGUCUCCAAUGAUUUUCGGUAUGACAGACCAUUGUAUUUUAAUAUAUUUUUGGACUCUUUCUGUAUUAUAUUCCUGUCGGAUGGUGUUGUUGCUUCUGUCACUAAGCAAAUUGAUUAAUUUAAUUUGGGCUCUUAUAUCUGAUGUCAGUAGCUUUGAUUGGAGACUGUCAGACAUUCAGCCAUUUUCCGCAACAUUUAGAUUUUUUUUUAUUUCCGCUCGUAUUUAUGUUGUAUCUCAAUGUGUUGUAAUGUGUAACAGUGUUAUCUGCAAUAAAUUGAGAUGUUUCAAACACGAUGUCGCUCUAAACAGCAGGUACGAUGCCAUCUGGUAGUAGUAUUUAGAACUAGUGUUCAAUUCCGAUCGCGGUGCGCCACUCCCCCUUAUCCUGCUCUGUUUGCUGUGUCCGCGGAAGAUUUACACAACGAAUGUGAUACAAGAAGCAGCUGCGACUCUUUUUUGUUUAGUGUGGCGUGCGUCAAGUGUAACGAAGAUCGUGUGCCCUUUCUUUCUUUCUUUUUUGUUGGAGGCAAGCUAAUGGGGAAGAUGUCAAAACAUGGCCACCAUUCUGCUUUGCAGAAGAUUCGUGCUUGGACAUCAGAGCAAGUUCAGAAAGUGCUCACAGACCACGGCCUUGGGGAGUGUUGCGAGGCGGUUAGAAAGCGCGAGGUGGACGGUGACUUGUUCCUGACGUUGACCGAAGGUCAACUGGCUUUAUGGAAGCGAGACUUAAAUUUGGCGACACGCAAGAAGCUAACACACUUUGUACAGGAUGUGAUAGCGCAGCCUGAGAAGUAUGUGCAGACAGACAGCAUCAUAGUGACUCGGGGCAAAGAGCCAGCAGUGAGUCUGCCUUCUGAUGCGAUACAUAAUAGGAAGAGUGACCACGUGUCCUGUUUAUCAGGGAAGAUCUCACCAUUCAGUGAUUCUGAACCGUGGGACACAGACUUCAGCGAUGAUGAGGACACCAGUAAGUUGCAGGCAUCUAGUGUCACUGUGGCAGAGUACUGUAACAGCGAGGUCGUGAAGAAGCCACCCAUUCCAGCGCGGCCUCCAGCACUCGCAUCCAAACCGGCCUCUACGCCAUCAGCACCUAGCAAGAGCUGUAACCUGCCAAAACCACCAGUACCACCUGAGAGCAGUUGCUAUGGGCACGUCAAGUUACUGGUCAGCAGUCUCACUCUGCCAGAAAACGGCGACCAGUUUGACGAGGAAGAGUACGAGAGCGUGGAUGGAGAGGUCCUUAAUUCCGACGUAAAUGCAUUGGCAGCCAAGCUCAAAAAGUCCCUGGAGGCCCGCGCACAGUCCGCACCUUCCGCGAGACAACCCGUGCCCAGUACUUGGCACUUGCCAGCAUUCCCGCAACAGACUGAUGAGCUGCCAGAGGGGCACCUGAACGACGGAUAUGAUUCUGACGAAUACGAGUCUAUCAAGGAGAAUGAGAAGCUGACUCACCUACCACCUGUUGAUGGUGCAGAGUACUACCUGCAGCCAGUGCAGCAGCAUCCAGAUCAGAGCAGCGGGGGAGCCCCUCCACUGCCUGCAAAACCUUGGAGCAAACCUCCCGAUGCAUCCCUGCCCUCUGCAAAGCCGCCGUCGCCUCCGAGAAGGAAGUCGGAUGACAGCCCAAACAGUCCUGGAAACUCAGGGGAUGGGGUGACAGGACUGAUCGGCGAGAUUUUGAGAAAGUUACGAAGCCCAGCCAUCAGUUCCUUGCAAGACUCCAGAGAGAGGACGCCGACACCAGAAGUGAAGAAGGCUGCGACACUGCCUACUGCCAGCCACAAGCUGUCUCCAGCGGAUCAGCGACCAGUCACAUUGCAGGGUAGCCAACGCCCACUACCACCCACACCAGAGGACAAGAAGUUACUAGAGAAGCCUGGCACUGCCAGAUCACGCAGAACCUCUAAGGUGGGACUCUCGCACCAGCCGUGGUAUCACAAUGUGGAUCGAAAGCAAGGCGAGGAUAUGCUGCGGAAUGGGGAGAACGGCAGUUUCCUCGUUCGCCCAUCAUCACAGCCGCAGAAUCCCUUGACGCUCGUGCUGUGGUACAACAGGCGACUGUACAACAUUAGUAUCCGAUACAGAGCAGAUGGACGCUAUGCGCUUGGAUCUGAGAAGGCAAAUGAGCUGAGUUUUGCAUCGGUGGAGGAACUGGUGCAGAACUACCAAUCUGAGAAGCUGGUGCUGUUCAGUGCGGGUGAGAAGACAGGCCGCACGCUGCUCACUUCUUCGCCACCUCAGAGUUUUCAACACAGCAUGUGAUUCUUCCCAAUGUACGAAACAGCUCCGUGAUUUGGUCAGUGAGAAGGUUCAUAGUAUGCAGUUGGGCAGUCUGUCUCACUCGUUGUUUGUUAGUGACUUCCUGUUUACAGCAGAAGUUGUGAAUUCUCCUGGAAAAGCAGUGACAACCGGCAUCCUUGCCAGCUUGUGUGCUGGUUUCUAAGUGACAAUACUAGUAAAUAUCACAAGCUGAUACAGCAUUGUUAAAGGAGGGGUUUCUCAGGAUGUUCACAAUGUGCAGUUGGUAGAUCUGCAUGCCAAGUGCUGUGUCCACUGUGUUUCCAGACCAAAGUGACCAAGCCCAGAGGUUUUUUCUUGCUGUUACAGCAAAUCCCACCAUUGAACCUUGUUUGUGUGAUGAUGGUCUUUUUGUGCCUGCCAGCAGGCAUGCAGGAAACUGCUCUAAGGGGCACGUUUGUGAUUUAUUUGUAGCUGACAGCUAUGUAUAAAGCUGGCAUGUUGGGCAUUUUGAGAGAACAGGAAUUUAGUUCAACACUUGUGAAGAAAUUAGAACAAGCAAGAUUACUGACUGGUACAUAAGAGAGUCAUUGCUGGGUUCGUGGUGGCUACCAUUGCCUCCGACAGGCUUGCAAUUAUUAUUGGUGCAAUGUAUUGCAUUGCUCGAUACAACAGGCAUGUGAAGUCUCAUGCUAUUUUCAACCUAUUACUUCCACUGUGAUUUGUUUUUAUCUAAAGUAACAUGAUUCUGUACAUAAGGAACGUGAUGGUAUGCCUUAUUGCCAUAGUAUCUUGCAUUGGUUAUAUGAUAGGAGGGGUGGACGCCUGCAGUCUGUCUGUUGCCUUGUAAAAUAGCUGACUGCACAGUUCAUUCUGAUUAGUGUCAGUAUGUUAAGACGUUGUUGCACUUAACAUACUAAGAUGUAAAUUAAUCUGAGUCUCUUGGGUACAGCUAAGUGUUGGUUAACAAAACACCAUCUGCGAUCCAUGUCUACUACAAUUUCUGUUGUACAGUUGCUUCCCAUUGUGAAUCUGGAUCCACUCCAGCUGGUGGUUACUUGUUUAUGUGUUCCAUACUACUCAUUGUAUUCUUUAACCCAAGGGCAUGGCCUCUUUGCCCUGAGAUGGAUGGUCACCUGGUUGUGGGUGGGUUCUUUCAGUAUGACAGAAAGUGGGACCAACCUGAUGAUCGUCGAAUAAUACAAGUCUGAAGUGUAACCAAAAGGGUGUGACGUAGCCCUCGAAAGUCAUAUAAUUCCCAUUGAACCAAAGAACAUUGAUUAUAUUGCAACAGGGUGGAAGCUGUUUGUGCUUUGUCCUCAGUUAUUUUCAUUUUUCCUUGUUCUGGCCUUGCACAAGCAUUAUUCUGUUUUGCCCACUGCCUUCCUCAUAACAUGUGAUGUUCUGGUUUCAGAUUUUAUCCCUCCUUGUUAAUUUGUCUCUUCUGGAAUUGUCCUCAGUGAUAAAGGAAAUGAACUAUGGUCAAUAUAGCAAUUGUUUUGUAAAUCUCUUGCAGCUGUUUUCUUUCAUAGUGAAUUCAGUAGUACCAAAUUAAUGAGUUUUAAAACAGAACAGGCAGGGCAUCAGUUUUGCUGCAAGGUUUAUGUUGUACAGGGCUGAAUAUAAUAAACUUUUCUGCCAUGUCAGUUA